AUGCGACGGCUGUUCUCCUCAUCUACGCGCGCAAACCUCCAAAUCCCGUCCGCCUCCACCACCUGUUUGACCACACCGCGGCUGCUUGGCCUUAAGCAGUACCAAAGAACCAUCACCGAGGUACGCGCCCGCCAGGCUUCCGUGUCGCGAACAUGGUUCACGGCUUCCGCGACGUCUCUCCACGCGGAGAGUGGAGGUAAUCGUCCACCGAACGAGCGCAAUCUCAAACUUGGCAAUACUAUACGGAUACUCCAUGAACGACUUCCUACCCUAUUAGUAUCGCCGCUUCCUCAAGAUAUCCUUGCGCCGAAUGUCAGCCUUCAUCUAUUUCCUUCGUCACAUCCACAUCUCCCUACAGUGAGCGGCAAGAUUGCCUACACAGCCGCAUUAUGGACUGCGCCGAUGGCAUGGGGUCGUGUACCCGUAGUCGGCAAUGUCAAGCUGAAGAUAUUAUCAGAGCGCAUGGUCAAGAAUGGUUGCGCAGCAGACACACAGAACGAAAGGCUGAUAGUCAAGUGGGAAACGUGUAAAUCUGAGAAAGAGCAUGGGCCAGUCAGUGAAGCAGUCGAGAAGAUCACGAGCAUCAUCAGUCGCCCGCACAAGAAAGACGAGAAGUUUUCUGGUCUUUUCUUCUUCGAGUUCGAUGAGGAGGGCAGACUUUCGAAGCACACAAUCGAGCAUGUGGAGGAGAACGGUCAAUGGGACAAGACUGCGAAGGUCAUCUCCGUCACCGACUGGUUACUAGGGCGUGCGUGGGGAAGACGCGAAGAACAUGCGCCAAGCUUAGCAUACGUGAAGAGCGCGAAGCCGAAGCAGGCGCAUCCAGAUCACGACUACCGGUGA
Didymosphaeria variabile is the source of this 843-nucleotide messenger RNA. RefSeq lists its product as uncharacterized. NCBI's taxonomy places the organism in Eukaryota, Fungi, Ascomycota, Dothideomycetes, Pleosporales, Didymosphaeriaceae. The transcript is spliced from 2 exons. Bases 1 to 843 code for a protein of 280 amino acids. The record is from RefSeq and is a predicted model, not a curated record.